Molecule: messenger RNA, 1776 nt
Organism: Alosa alosa (allis shad)
Lineage: Eukaryota; Metazoa; Chordata; Actinopteri; Clupeiformes; Clupeidae
Gene: dpep1
Product: dipeptidase 1
Exons: 10
Coding region: 211-1488 (425 amino acids)
Biological process (GO): proteolysis
Molecular function (GO): metallodipeptidase activity
Source: RefSeq, a predicted model, not a curated record
GGGCAUUCACUCUUGAGACAGACACAGAGGUGACCAGCCAAGCACAGCAGACACGAGCCUGAGAACGGAGUCAGUGAGGCAGAGUGAAGUUAGAAAGAUAAGAUUGGAAUCUGAAUCUGAAUAUCUGUGUAAGUCUGUAUAGGCCUGUGUAUGUGUACCUGAAGUGAUUUUAACAUAGUAUAGGUAGUGUUUGAAGGGAAAAACACCAGUAUGCUGGGCAGAGGACUAAGCUGUGUGUUUGCCGUGGCUCUUGGGUUGGCACUUGGGCUCAGCGUCACCGGAGCUGAGACCCUAACGGAGCGCGCUCUUCGACUGAUGGCCGAGACUCCACUCAUAGAUGGUCACAAUGACCUUCCCUGGCAGAUGAGGAAACAAUUCAACAACCAACUAAACCUUGUAGACCUGAAAGUCCUGGAGGGCACACACACCAACAUUCCCAAAAUCAAGAAAGGACGACUGGCUGCACAGUUCUGGGCUGCCUACGUACCCUGUGAAACACAAUACAAAGAUGCUGUUCGACAAACACUGGAACAAAUUGAUGUCAUCCACAGAAUGUGCAGCAAAUACCCCGACAACUUCAUGUUUGCCACCAGCAGUGAAGAUAUCAUGACAGCCUUUAAUCAGAGUAAGACAGCCAGUCUGAUUGGCGUUGAAGGAGGCCACUCGAUCGACAGCAGCCUGGGAACUCUCCGUACCAUGUAUCAGCUGGGGGUCCGCUACCUCACCCUCACCCACAGCUGCAACACGCCCUGGGCUGACAACUGGCUGGUGGACACUGGAAGUGACCCUAUGGAGCACAAUGGCCUGUCUCCAUUCGGCAAGUCACUGAUUAAGGAGAUGAACCGUAUCGGGAUGCUGAUAGACUUGGCCCAUGUCUCAGAGGCGGUCAUGAACCAAGUCCUGGACAUCUCCACAGCCCCGGUUAUCUUCAGCCACUCCUCUGCUUACGCUGUGUGCGCCCAUAAGAGAAAUGUUCCGGACAGCGUGCUCAGGAGGGUGCAAGAAAAACAGGGGAUUGUAAUGGUGAACUUCUACAAUGAUUACGUUACCUGCAGUAAAACAGCUAACAUAAGCGAUGUCGCCGACCAUUUUGACCACAUAAAAAAGGUGGCUGGCAGUUCUAUCAUUGGUUUUGGAGGGGACUAUGAUGGUGUGACUAGGGUCCCUGAGGGGCUGGAGGACGUGUCUAAGUACCCCGCCUUGGUGGAGGAGCUCCUGAGACGAGGCUGGAUGGACAGCGAGGUGAAAGAUGCACUUGGGCGAAACCUGCUAAGAGUAUUUAAGAAGGUGGAGGAGGUGCGUGAUGGUUUGAAGAGCGAACUGCCAGGUGACACUCCCAUCCCACUCGAUGAGGUGAAGAACCCCUGCAGGACGGACUACGGUUACCCCACCCCCACAGACAACGCAGGCCCACGGCUUGCCCACACUCCCUCAGCCCUGGUUCUGUCUCUGCUGCUGCUCACCGCUCUGCUGGCCAAGUCAGUCUGAGCCACUCACCGACCCCCCACCCCCACGCCCGCCCUACGCCUAGUGAAUCUUGAAAGUGGCAACUUUUAUCUCUUAGAUGACUCAGGCUUUCGGACCAAUGAUCUGGUUAUUUACGUAAGCAGGAGGAACUGUUUUGCUGCCUGACUUGACUCAUCUUCAUUUAAUUAUGACAUUUUGUAUGUUUUUAUCCCAUUCUACCACAGUUUGUCAAUUAUAAUAUACUGUACUUUUGCUUCUUUCAAAUUCCAGCUAAUAGCACAAAAAAUAAACCAUGCGAUGCUUUCUACA